This is a messenger RNA of Paramormyrops kingsleyae, 3475 nucleotides long. The record is from RefSeq and is a predicted model, not a curated record. NCBI's taxonomy places the organism in Eukaryota, Metazoa, Chordata, Actinopteri, Osteoglossiformes, Mormyridae.
AAGAAUCGGAGUUUUUUUUCAUGCCUUUCUUUAAUAGAGACGGGACACCUAAAAAGGAUUUAACAUUAAACUUAAGUUUAAAUCCCAAAUAAGCACGUACGCUGCUGGGGAUUUACAUAAUGCAAAACGAAAGUUAAACGCAGUUUAGGCUAAGUGGAAUAUUUUGACUCUUUGACAUUCUAUUUUUAAGUGCAAAUUUGUAGUCUAUCAUUUAAAUUUUAAUCAUUAAAUUCAUAGGGUAACGCAUAAUAUAGUCGUAAAACUUCGGAAAGGCAUUGAUUUUAUUGGGGCACCAGCAUGCGAGACUGAGUGCGGCGGGAUGGCAUCGGCUGUUUUUGAAGGCACGUCGCUGGUGAACAUGUUCGUGAAGGACUGCUGGGUUAACGGCAUCCGGCGCCUGGUCGUCAGCCAGCGGGGCGAGGAGGACUUCUUCGAGAUCAGGACGGAGUGGUCGGACAGGAGCGUCUUCUAUCUGCACCGCAGUUACUCGGACUUGGGGCGGCUCUUUAAGAGGCUCGUGGAAUCCUUCCCGGAGGACAGAGGGGAUCUGUCUCAAUCUCCGCUCAUAGACGGGCUUGUGAAGAUUAAAGAGGCUGGUGACAUUGAAGCCAGGCUAAAUGAGGUGGAGAGACUGCUGAAGACCACCAUCCAUAUGCCCUGCAAGUAUUCCAGGUCUGAGGUGGUGCUUACGUUCUUUGAGAGAUCUCCGUUAGACCAGGUGUUGAGGAACGACAAUGUCUACAAGAUCCAGCCGUGUUUUCAGAGCCCAGUCAAAAUAUCCGAGAUCAUGAGAUCCAAUGGAUUCUGCCUGGCAAACACUGAGAGCAUUGUGUUCGAUCAGAGUCAGCCUCAUGACGAAGACCACCCUCAUGACGAAGACCAGCCUCAUUACGAAGACCGCCCCCCCUCCACAGACCCAGCACAGCAUCUGUUUGAGAACAGCGAUGAUUUCCUGACAGUGGAGCCCGAUGAUAUUCAUGACAACCCUGAGGUCUACGUCACAAACCUGACCUACUACCACCUGGUGCCCUUUGAGACCGACAUCCUGGAGUGAUGCAAGGUUCCUCCAGCUCACUCUGUCCACCCCUGGCUUGGCUGAACAGUCAGCGGCCCCUACAAAACCCCGCAUCUGGUCUCCUGUGCUUCAGGACGAUUAGGGUGACCCUGUGGUAGGACCCUGGGCUGGGUUCUGGGGUCAAUGGGGGCUAACACAGCACAUCUGGCCGACCUGGUUCUUGGGGGAUUUUCUGGAGAAUCAAGCUUUAUUUAGUUGUGAUAUUUAGAUUAAUACCAGCAUACAGUAUCCAUGUUGUUGAACCAGUUGUAGCUGAGGACAGCUUCAGGAUUAAACCACUUCUGCUGGUUUGGGAUGAGCGUGACCUCAGAUGAGCUUGAGCCACAGGGAGAAAUUGCUCCCAGAAACAAUAGCCAAAGUUUCCUCAAGACUUUCCAGUUGCACGAGUUCCUCCUCUCAGGAACGGAAAUCUUCACCACCCAUCAGCUGAUGUUUCCUGCUGACGCCUGAUGGGACAAUCAGAAGCUAUGACCUGAUUUGUGAUCUGUGAAUUCUACCUGUUAUCAGGAGUUGUGCUCAUUUCUCUGUGUAUUUGUGUUGCCAAAAUGGUUCUUGUGGUGUUAACAUGAGUGAAGCACAUUAUAUUGGAUGAAAGGGCUUGACUUACAAUCUGUGAAUGUAAACAUAUUUCUGUAGGAUCAAUUCAGUUCUUACUAAUGACUGAUUAACAGAGUCCAGUAGGUCAGGUGUUCGGUGUGACCCAGCAAUAGCAGAGGCUUGUUCAGCUGGCUGGCCUGACUUGAUGCCUCAGUGGCGCCACCAGCUGUCUGCUGAGCAGCAUUUGCAUUUUGUCUCCAUCUUUGAUAGCUGGCACAGAGCCUUAGCACUGAAGUCUGCAGAAGCUAAUCCAUGUCAGAUGGUCUUUUCCAAAAUAUGAACUUUGCUCUGCUUUGCUAUAUAAACUACAAUGGGAACAUUUUAGUGUCAAUAAGGGUAUAAUAGAAAUGAACAGGAAUUAAAAAUUGUUUUGUGAAUUACACCUUCAGAUUGUGGAUAUAUAUUCUAUUCACUCUGUCUUACUAAAAGGACACAAACUUAGCAGACAAUUCAGUUUUUCCUGAGUUAGUUAGAAGUUGUUUCAGUAUUAGAGUCAUACGCCACAUAAUGACCGUGGUCUCAUAAGAUUAUACUGUAACGGAGCAGCAAAGUGCCUGUUGCUUACUGAUUUGUGAUAAUGCAGGUGUUAACAAACCUACUGCCCUGCCAUUUGUAUAAAAGUAUGGCGCAUAUAAUUAUGUACAGUACAUAAAACUUGAUAAACAAUUAUGUUAUUAGUUUUAAAAGUUUAUUGUAGCCUAGGUGUGUAGUUAGCUAUACCAUCUAGGUUUAUGUAAGUACACUCUAUGAUGCACAAUUAUGAAAUUGCCUAACGAUGCAUUUCUCAGACCAUAGCCCAGUCGUUAAGAGGCGCAUGCCUGUAUUUUCCUGGGUCUAAAACAAUGACUGUACCUCCUUCAGUUCAUCAUGUUAUCUGCUUUGGAUUUGUAGUUAAGUUAAGUGGCUGUCACAGGCUCCAUUUGACUCUGUAGAUCAGGGGUACCCAAUCUUAUCCGCAAAGGGCUGGUGUCUAUGCGGGUUUUCGUUGCAACUCCCUGAUUGGAUUACUAAUUAGAGGACUGAUUGGCUGAAAGAAUCCUCACACCUGGGUUUGUCGAACAGCUGACCUACAAGUUAUCCCAAAAACCUGCAUACACACCGGCCCUUUGUGGAUAAGAUUGGGUACCCCUGCUGUAGAUGGUGGUUGUCACAGGUUCCAUUUUGGCUCUGUAGAUGGUUACGUGGCCAUCACAAUCUCAAUUUUGGCUCUAUAGAUGGUUAAGUGGCUGUCACAGGCUCCAUUUUGGCUCUGUAGAUGGUUCAGUGGCUGUCACAGGCUCCAUUUAACCCUGUAAUUGGUUAAGUGGCUGUCACAGGCUCCAUUUUGGCUCUGUAGAUGGUUCAGUGGCUGUCACAGGCUCCAUUUAACUCUGUAGAUGGUUAAGUGGCCAUCACAAGCUCAGUUUUGGCUCUGCAGAUGGGUUGGCAAUCAGAAACUCCAUAUUGGCUCUGUUUGUCUGCAAGUCAUGCUAAAGUUCAGUGCAAGAAACUAACGGUUAAAGUGUUGGGACAUUUUAAACUGUGUUUUAUAUUGAUGUUGAAACAAUUUGAAGGAUGCAUUUUAUUCAGCACCUGCACAGGUUUAUUGUAUAAACCACACAGACCAAGCAAAAAAUUCUCUCCAUCAGUCACUGUAAUAAUGUAUUACAACAAAUCACACAGCACUGUGUGUGUGUGUGUGUGUGUGUUGAAUGUUGAACAUUAUACCACUUUUGAGAAUGCUUGAUAAUCUCUCAUAGAUUUUAAAAAAUAAAGACAGUGUUAUUUUUGUAAAUGUCUAAUAAAACCAACUUCUGUUAACAA